UCUGUCUGAAAGGCUUUGCCAAUUAUCUAUAUAGAACUGUUUCUUCUACUUGUUGAUACUAUGAAUAUAACAUAUAUUAGUCUUGAUGGCCAUGUAGAGUUACAGAAAUACAGGUAUCUUUAUUUCUUAAUCAUGUUGACAGGUUAUAUUUUAAUUCUGUCCUGUAAUUCCACUAUUGUAUAUCUUAUUGUUAUUCACAAAAACCUGCAUGAGCCUAUGUACAUGUUUAUUGCUUCUUUGUUAAUCAAUUCCAUUAUUUUCAGUACUGUUAUCUACCCAAAGCUUUUGACCGAUUUCCUAUCUGAGAAACAAAUUGUGUCUUAUCAGUUUUGUCUCAUGCAAGUGUUUUCUUUUUACUCUUCAAGCUGUUCAGAAUAUUUGCUGUUAGCAGCCAUGGCUUUUGACAGAUAUGUGUCCAUAUGUAAACCUCUGCAUUAUCAUUCAAUCAUGACAAAAAGAACUGUUAUUAUUUUUCUUCUUCUGGCCUGGUUUGUACCUCCUUGUCAUAUUGUUGUGCCUGUCAUUGGAAGAGCAAAUGCCAUGCUCUGUAGCUUUAGUUUGAAAGCCAUUUUCUGUAACAAUUCAGUCAAUUAUCUUUUCUGUGUUGCUUCGAAAGCAUUGAUGACAUAUGGCCUUGUUGUUCUAUUCAACCUUGCUCUUUUCCCAAUGCUUUUCAUACUAUUCACCUACACAGUGAUAAUUAUUGUGGCCAGUAGAAGUUGCAGGGAAGUCAGGAGAAAAGCUGCACAGACGUGUUUGCCUCACUUGCUGGUUUUAAUCAACUAUUCUUGUUUGUUUUCUUAUGAUAUGAUUAUUGUUAGACUGGAAUCUAAUAUUUCAAAGACAGUACGUUUUGUGAUGACAGUGCAAAUGAUGAUGUGUAAUCCUCUUUUUAAUCCAAUCAUAUAUGGACUGAAAAUCAAAGAAAUUUAUAAACACUUAAGACAAUUAUUUUAUAAAGUUGGAGUUAAGUAGCCCUUUUACUUGAUGUGCACUUAUUGUAACUGUUACAAGAUAUGUCCCAGAUAUAUUUAGCUAAAA
Messenger RNA from Cyprinodon variegatus (sheepshead minnow), 1041 nucleotides. RefSeq names its product olfactory receptor 142-like. Gene Ontology annotation, molecular function: G protein-coupled receptor activity; olfactory receptor activity. The transcript has a single exon. Lineage: Eukaryota; Metazoa; Chordata; Actinopteri; Cyprinodontiformes; Cyprinodontidae. Gene Ontology annotation, cellular component: membrane. Gene Ontology annotation, biological process: G protein-coupled receptor signaling pathway. Bases 61 to 975 code for a protein of 304 amino acids. The record is from RefSeq and is a predicted model, not a curated record.